Messenger RNA from Anisakis simplex (herring worm), 615 nucleotides. The record is from the annotation of a GenBank genome assembly. NCBI's taxonomy places the organism in Eukaryota, Metazoa, Nematoda, Chromadorea, Rhabditida, Anisakidae.
CAAGGUGGUGCCACUGGAUUCGGAGGCACGGCUGGUGGUGCGACCGGUUUCGGAGGUCAAAGUGGUGCGACCGGUUUCGGAGGUCAAGGUGGUGCGACCGGUUUCGGAGGUCAAGGUGGCGCGACCGGUUUCGGAGGUCAAGGUGGCGCGACCGGUUUCGGAGGUCAAGGUGGUGCCGGUUUCGGAGGCGCAACUGGUUUCGGUGGAAAUACUGGAUUCGGAGCGGGAGCAGGGGCAGGAACUGCUGGGUUCGGAGCAGCAGGUAGUGGAUUCGGCGGAACAACCGGGUUCGGUGGUCCGGCCGGAUUCGGCGGAGCGACUGGAUUCGGGGCCGGAACGGCCGGCUUUGGAGCCGGAACGGCUGGCUUUGGGGCUGGAACAACUGGUUUCGGAGCUGGAGCGGGCGGUUUUGGCGGUUUCGGUGCCGGUGGUGCCGGAUUCAAUGCUCAGAACCUGAACUACACGCUGGCGAAUCUGAACAACAAUCUGAAUAAUCUAAACAAUUUGAACAACAAUUUGGCCGCGUUGAACAACAACCUGAACAGUCUCAACAACAAUCUCAACACAAUCUCGAACAGCGGUCGUACAUUCUCGAACGCAUCCGGCACCAACUGA